This is a messenger RNA of Daphnia carinata, 1874 nucleotides long. RefSeq names its product pineal opsin-like. The coding region runs from base 60 to 1874 and encodes 604 amino acids. The transcript is spliced from 5 exons. Gene Ontology annotation, biological process: G protein-coupled receptor signaling pathway; visual perception. Gene Ontology annotation, cellular component: membrane. The record is from RefSeq and is a predicted model, not a curated record. Gene Ontology annotation, molecular function: G protein-coupled receptor activity. NCBI's taxonomy places the organism in Eukaryota, Metazoa, Arthropoda, Branchiopoda, Diplostraca, Daphniidae.
UGUCGAGCGUCGAUGACUUUCGGUCGGCCACCACAACUUAGAAGAAGUUGGAUGGUAAGAUGGAAGGAUCAUGUGCACCAGCGUCAAUCUUGAAUAGCAGCAGCUGGGAUAAUUUUGCCGAGCUGGCCAAUAACAGUCACGAUUCAGCAGCUACAAGUAGUAAUAAUGCUACGUGUGUGAUUAUCGAAUGGGACGACUGGGACCUAUCGUUGUGGACAACGGAACAGCGAAAACUUUUGGAACAGAACGAAAUACCGCGUUGGAUUCAUAUCACGCUUGGCGUCUUUCUUUCGCUGGUUGUCCUCUUUGGUGUCGCUGCCAAUUCCGCAAUCUUCUACGUCUUCUCGAGAUUCAAACGGCUGAGGACGCCAGCCAACGUGUUCAUCAUUAACCUAACGAUUUGCGAUUUUUGCGCCUGCUGUCUACACCCAAUGGCAGUCUAUUCGGCUUUUCGGGGCCGCUGGUCUUUCGGCCAAACCGGAUGCAACUUGUACGGCAUGGGGGUGGCCUUUUUCGGAUUGAACAGCAUCAUCACACUGUCGGCCAUCGCUUGUGAGCGUUAUAUUGUCAUCACGUCCAGCAGCUGCCGUCCGUCCGUGGCCAAGUGGCGGAUUACUCGUCGGCAAGCUCAAAAGAUUUGUGCGGCUAUCUGGCUACAUUGUGCUGCGCUUGUUACACCACCAUGGCUCUUUGGUUGGUCCUCUUUUCUUCCGGAAGGAGUAUUGGUCACUUGUUCGUGGGAUUAUAUGACGCGGACGCUCUCCAAUCGCCUCUACUAUUUGUAUCUUCUCUUUUUCGGAUUCAUCAUUCCCAUUGCCGUCUUGACAUUUUGCUAUGCAUCCAUUUUCCGAUUCAUCAUCCGCUCUUCCAAGGAAAUGACCCGGCUGAUUAUGACAAGUGACGGCAGGACAUUGUUCAGCAAAACGACUGUGUCGUUCCGUAAAAGACGUAGGCAAACGGACAUCCGGACAGCGCUGAAUAUUUUGACUCUAGCUAUGCUCUGCUACACGGCCUGGACGCCCUACGCCAUCGUCAGUCUCAUCGGCCAGUUUGGUCCCGUCGAUGAGAACGGAGAGCCUGAGAAGCUCUCACCCAUGGCUACAGCCAUUCCCGCAUUCCUGGCCAAAACAGCAAUUGUGUUCGAUCCGCUGAUCUAUGGAUUUUCAAGUCCUGAAUUUCGUGCUUCUGUUCGCCACUUCUUCCGCGGCCAGAAUGCCGACACCAGCGUCAAUGGCGUCAUUCGUGGUGGGGCCAAUCACACCGCCAUGAUUGACAUCAGGAGACCAGUCAACGAGAAUGGCCAUCCAGCUCCUAGUAAUUUACACGUCGUCUUCUCUUCUGUGAGCGAGAGUAUCAAAAUCAAUUCAACUGAAUCGACCACCAAUAAAUUGAAUGACUCUUCGGCGUCAGCGCAAAGCCCGAAGCAUCUGGUACCGGCACACGGCCAUCAUCACCAACCAAGUGCGGAUGUGAAAUCAAGAAAACCUAGCGUGAAACGCAACAAUAGUCUAAAUUAUCAAAAGAGUUGCAGGCUUCGGCGGAGGGCGAGCGCUGUCAGCCAUCGUUCACUGCCCGAGGAAGCGUCUUCGAUGCGGCUGAUCGUGCUAGUGGAAGAGAAUGAUGUUUCUUCGCGGAACACGACGCAGCCAACUGAAAGCAGUUCAAGUCAAAUCACGAAAACAGAGCAUUCGGUGCACGUUUCUUUCGCAAAGUAUCCACGACGACUAGUUUCAGAACCGCAUCUCAGUCUUUACUCCAGAAGCUCAAGCGAUGUCCCUGGAAGCUUAACGCUAAGCAAAUCCUACAACCAACAGAUCAAAGCUCCAGAACGCGUCGCUAGAGAUAUAAACGGCCUAGGAGUCCACUCAGUGUAG